Molecule: messenger RNA, 2478 nt
Organism: Ostrea edulis (European flat oyster)
Lineage: Eukaryota; Metazoa; Mollusca; Bivalvia; Ostreida; Ostreidae
Product: NTF2-related export protein 2-like
Exons: 2
Coding region: 145-1545 (466 amino acids)
Biological process (GO): protein import into nucleus
Cellular component (GO): nuclear pore central transport channel
Molecular function (GO): protein binding
Source: RefSeq, a predicted model, not a curated record
GAUCUAGCUGCCAAAAUAGACCAGGCAACUGAAGCUGGGGAACAGUUUGCCAAGCUGUAUUAUGAAACCUAUGAUAAAAAAAGACAUGAAUUACUGACCAAAAGCUAAAUCUUGUCGCCAAUACAUCUGUAAUAACACAGCGGCAUGAUGGUAGAAUCUCCGGAUAUCGUAAGGAAAUUUUAUAUGGCAGCAGUAAAGAGGGACCUGUCUAAAAUAGAAGACUGUGUUCUUAUUGAUGGUUUGGAUGUCAAUUACAUAUUCACUGAGCCUUACAUUCCAUCACAUCAUGUAGGGGGCACAGCAUUACACAUUACUGCUGAAAAGGGGCACACUGACCUUAUAGAGGGAAUGCUUAUGUUAGGGGCCAAUCUUUGUCUCGAAAACAAAUCUGGUGAUUCUGCCAUGCAUAUCGCCUGUAAACAUGGAAACAGUCAAGCUGUCCUCAGCUUCUUAAAUAAUAAUCACUUUUCCAAAAAUCUCCAAAACAACCACGGCAUUACUCCUUUGAUGAGAGCAAUUUUUCGCUAUGAGACGGCAUUUAAAGGGAGAUAUUUGAAGAUUGUUAAAUCUUUGAUAGAAUAUGGGUGUGAUGUAAAUCUCUUUCCUGAGCAUUCUAAAACCACUCCUCUCCACAUGGCUGCCGAGAAGUGGGACCCUGCUUUAUGUGAACUUCUGAUAAGUGCUGGAGCUCAGGUGAAUGCUAAAGACUCCAAAGGCUGUACACCACUUUUUACUGCAGUAGCUCGUAUGAAGAUAAGUUCAGAGGUUGUGAAAGUUCUCGUUAAGGCUGGUACACAAGUCAAUGAAAUAAAUGCCAAUGGAAGAAGUCCCUUGCACAUCACAGUAUCAAAGAAUGAUGAUCUGAGUGUUGUACAUCUUCUGGAAGGAAGAGCUAAUCCAAAUGUAGCUGACAAUGCAGGCUUGACUCCUCUUGUUAUUGCAGUUCAUGAAAACAAUACCAAGAUUGUUUCCCAACUGCUCUCCUAUGGGGCAGAUGUGAACUAUCUACCAAAGGAACAGAACAGUAUCAUGAAAGAGAAGCUAAGCAUCUUGGGUAUUGCUGUGUCAAAUGAGAAUGUGAAGAUGUGUAAACUUUUGCUUCAGACAGGAAGUGACAUUUUGGAGAAUAGUCUGAGAGGAAGAAACCUGUUAACAAUGGCUGCCAGGAAAGAGAACCUGGAGUUGGUCAAACUAUUCCUAAAACUGAAUUAUCCAUCAGAAUCUCUCCGGGUGAUGUUUCCCAUCAACUACUUGAGCUACAAAGCUGCAGACAUUUUCUUGUUGCUACUGAAGUGGGCAAUUUAUCCUGAUGUUGAUGAGUUUGAGGAAUGCUUAGCAAAACUAGAUGACUCAAUGAAUGACAUCACCAUUCAGAAGAAGAAAGCUGAGGAACUGUACUACAGUGCAUGCUCACUACGAGACAUUUGUUGUAACCGUCUAAGAGGACUGUUGGGGUUGAAUAUUCACAAAAAGCUACAGGAGUUACUGAAUGAGGGACACAUUGCCAAAGCACAUGUUGAUAUAGUGUUGUUACAAGAGUUAUAGUCUUUUAGUAGUUGUCACUUUUGUUUGAUAUCAUCAAUCAAUCAAUCAAUGUUCCUGUGCAAAUUAUUAAUUAUUUUAGAAUGUAUACAUAUCCAUAUUAAUGGGUGAUUUUAAAGAUUUGUCUGUGAUACAUAUAUUGAUUUAUUUUUAUUUUUGAUGAUAUUCAAUGUAUUUUAUAUUCAAUGUUGUAAAUUUCAUGCAUUCAAAUCAGUUGUGGUGGUUUUUUUGCCUUUUUGUUCAGUUUGUAUUAAACAGUCAAAUUGUUAUUGCUGUUCCUAAAAAGUAUAAAUCCAUAAUUAGUGACAUAAUUGUUCUAAGCAUGUAUGCAUACUGAUUAACUAAUAUCAUUCAUUUAUCACUCAUUAUGUAUACUGAUUAACUAAUAUCAUUCAUUUAUCACUCAUUAUGUAUACUGAUUAACUAAUAUCAUUCAUUGAUCACUCAUUGCACAAUAUGACAUGUGCUACAUUAAUAGGCGUGUUUUUAGUUAAUAUUAGAAUAUCAUUUUAUUCGGAAUUUAUACAUUGCAGUCAUGUGAUUUUGAAGUUCUGAUAGCCCUCGAUACUUCUGGUACAAAUAAGAUGGUACAUGAACCAGUUUUUGCAAUAUGAGUUUUCAAACACAAUAUAAUGUGCUAACUGUCGUCCUAAUGAUUUUGCAGACAGAGAGAAUGAGUGAUUUUAUGAAAUUUGUGACGGUGCGGUGUUCAUUGGUGCAGAAAAUGCAGCAAAAUUGGUGGUCAGUGGAGCUGUGAAAUUUAAACUCCAUUGUUCAUUUUUUGAAGGGCUACAGAACUAUCAAUACUUGAUUGAUAGUGCUGAAAUGUUUGAACUGGGAAUCUACCAAAUUUAAAUACAUGUAUCCCAAUGUGAUGUGUGCUAUUUUGCAAUGUAUACAAUUUCAUGACAUGUAAAUUAAAUUACAUUGAUUAAA